AACAAAAAUCAUUAACAUUGGCUGCUCUUGCUAAUGCAACACCAUUAGAGCAAAAACAAAUGUUAGGUGAACGUUUAUUUCCAUUGAUUCAACAAAUUCAACUAGAAUUAGUUGGUAAAAUAACUGGUAUGCUCAUAGAAAUUGAUAAUACUGAACUUCUUUAUAUGCUCGAAUCAAGUGAAUUACUUAAAGCUAAAGUUGAAGAAGCUAUUGCUAUACUUCAAACAUAUCAAGCUAAACAAGCAGUAACUAAUUCUGUUGCUCAAAAAAAAUCAAAUAUCAUCAUUUAA
Molecule: messenger RNA, 290 nt
Organism: Rotaria sp. Silwood1
Lineage: Eukaryota; Metazoa; Rotifera; Eurotatoria; Philodinida; Philodinidae
Source: the annotation of a GenBank genome assembly